GGUGGGGGCUGGGGUGGCUACGGCCCUGGGAGUCAGAGUGUAUGUUUUGCUUGUGACUGAGAGGGUGGUUCGGGGAGGCGCUGCAGAGGCGUGAUACAGGGAGCGGCCCCCCCAGUUCGGGGUCGCGGAGCGCGGGCGCGUCUGUGCGAGAGAAUCAUCUGAACAGAGAGGAGACCAGGGAGCAACAGGAAGACGCGGUCUGCGGAGCAGAGGCAGGGAUGGCGAUCGGACCGUUUGGAACCGUAAAAACACAGCCUGCUCAGAGCGGGACACGCAGACCCGGGACAAACAGGAUACACGGCUGGGGCAGGCAGGAUGACAGCAGGAUGAGGUACCGGGCUGUGGCAGCUGGCGAGGGGAUCCGCGUCAUCAUGGAGACUGCCUUAACAGCCCGGGACCGGGUUGGGGUUCAGGACUUUGUCCUGCUGGAAAACUACACCAGUGAGGCGGCCUUCAUCGAGAAUCUGCGCAAGAGGUUUAAGGAGAACCUCAUUUAUACGUACAUCGGUUCCAUCCUUGUGUCCGUGAACCCCUACAAGGAGCUGGAGAUCUACAGCAAACCACACAUGGACCGUUACCACGGCGUCAGCUUCUACGAGGUGUCACCCCACAUCUAUGCCAUCUCUGACAAUGUGUAUCGCUCGAUGCGGACAGAGGGGCGGGACCAGUGCAUCCUAAUCUCGGGGGAGAGCGGUGCUGGAAAGACUGAAGCUUCCAAGAAGAUACUGCAGUACUACGCCAUGACCUGCCCUGCCAGUGAGCAGGUGCAGAAAGUCAAGGACCGUUUGCUGCAGUCCAACCCUGUGCUGGAGGCUUUUGGGAAUGCCAAGACCCUGCGCAACGAUAACUCCAGCCGCUUUGGAAAGUACAUGGACAUUCAGUUUGAUUUCAAGGGGGUGCCGGUUGGGGGUCACAUCCUGAGCUUCCUGCUGGAGAACUCUCGUGUCGUGCACCAGAACCACGGCGAGAGAAACUUCCACAUCUUCUACCAGAUGAUCGAAGGCGGAGAGGAGGAGCUGCUACAACAACGAGGACUGGAGAGGAACCCCCAGCGGUACUACUACCUGGUGAAGGGAAAAUGCCCAAAGGUCAGCUCCAUCAACGACCGCAACGACUGGAAGGUAGUGAGGAAGGCCCUGUCUGUUAUUGGCGUCAGUGAUGAGGAGGUGGAGGAGCUGCUAAACAUUAUUGCCAGUGUCCUCCACCUGGGGAAUGUUCAGUUUGGGAUGGAGGACAAUGGAGGCGUCUACAUCACCACAGAGACGCAGAUGAUGUCACAGCUGUUGGGUGUGGAAGGGACCCGCUUGAAUGAAGCCCUCACCUACAGGAAGAUCAUCACCCAGGGGGAGGAGCUCAUGAGCCCCCUGAACCUGGAGCAGGCGGCCUCAGCCCGGGACGCCCUGUCCAAGGCGGUCUACGGACGCGCCUUUGCCUGGCUGAUCGACAACAUCAACACGUCUCUGGCCUUCAGGGACCCGGCCUAUCCCACCGGCAGGUGUGCUGCCGCUAUCGGAUUGCUAGACAUCUACGGCUUCGAGGUCUUCCAGCACAACAGCUUUGAGCAGUUCUGCAUCAACUACUGCAACGAGAAGCUGCAGCAGCUGGUCAUCGAGCUGACUCUGAAGCAGGAACAGGAGGACUACACGGCCGAGGGUGUCGCGUGGGAGCCUGUGCAGUACUUCAACAACAAGAGCAUCUGCGACCUGCUGGAGGAGAAGUUCAAAGGCAUCAUUUCAGUCCUGGAUGAGGAGUGUCUGAGGCCUGGGGAUGCCAGUGACAUCACCUUCCUGGAAAAGCUGGAGGUCACCGUGGGGGAUCACCCCCACUUUGUCACACACAAGCUGGCCGAUGGAAAGACCCGGAAAGCAAUCGGCAGAGAGGAGUUCAGGCUGCUUCACUAUGCCGGAGAGGUCAACUACAAUGUCAACGGGUUUCUGGACAAGAACAAUGACCUCCUCUACCGGAACCUCAAAGAGAUGAUGUGUCGGUCGGAGAACAGGAUCCUCACACAGUGCUUCGAGCGGGAUGAGCUGACCGACCAGAAGCGCCCCGAGACGACGGCCACUCAGUUCAAGAACAGCCUGGCCAAGCUGAUGGAGAUCCUGAUGUCUAAGGAGCCGUCGUACGUGCGCUGCAUCAAGCCCAAUGAUGCCAAGCAGACAGGUCGCUUCGACGAGGUGUUAAUCCGCCACCAGGUGAAGUACCUGGGCCUGAUGCAGAGCCUGAGGAUACGGCGCGCUGGCUUCGCUUACCGCCGUCGCUAUGAGGUCUUCCUGCAGAGAUACAAAUCGCUGUGUCCUGAGACUUGGCCUAACUGGCAAGGGCAGCUGGCAGAGGGCGUCUCCACCCUGGUUAGACACCUAGGGUACCAGCCUGAGGAGUACAAACUGGGCAGGUCAAAGAUAUUCAUUCGUUUACCAAAGACUCUGUUUGCCACUGAAGACGCCCUGGAAAUAAGAAAGCAAAGCAUAGCCACAGUCCUACAGACCAGCUGGAGGGGCUACAGCAAGAGGUCCAAGUACCAGAAGCUGAGGAACGCAGUGAUCACCAUCCAGUCUUGGUGGAGGGGAGUUGUGGACCGGCGGAAGGCCCGGGUUCGAAAGCAGGCUGCUGACACCAUCCGCAGGUUUAUCAAGGGCUUCAUCUUACGCGAACAGCCACAGUGCCCCGAGAACGAGUACUUCCUGGCCAUCGUCCGCCACACGUUCCUCACCAACCUGAGGAAGAACCUGCCCAGGACUGUCCUGGACAAGAGCUGGCCCAGACCCCCACUGACUCUCACAGAGGCAUCCGAACAUCUGCGCAACCUCUGCAUGCAGAACAUGGUGUGGCGCUACUGCCGGAGGAUCCAGCCUGAAUGGAGGAACCAGAUGGAGCAAAAGGUGGUGGCUAGUGAGAUCUUCAAGGAUAAGGACAGCUAUGCACGGAGUGUUCCUAGGCUCUUUGUGAGCACCAGACUAAACCGUGAAGAUAUCAACCCCAAGGUGUUGCAGGUACUGGGUGAUGACACAGUGCUGUACGGCGUGGCUGUGACCAAGUAUGACCGGAGAGGCUACCGCCCACGCCAGCGCCAGCUGUUGCUUGGCUCCGCCUUUGCCAUCAUUGUGGAGGAGGCUAAGCUGAAGCAGCGCAUCGACUACGAGACGCUCAUUGGCAUCUCUGUCAGCUCCCUAAGCGAUGGCAUUUUUGUUCUGCAUUUGCCCUAUGAGGAGAAGAAGCAGAAGGGUGAUGUGGUCCUGCAGACUGAACAUGUUAUUGAGGCAGUGACCAAGCUGGCCAUCAGCGCUGACAAGGUCCACAGUGUCAAUGUCAGCCAGGACAGUAUAAAGUUUGCAGUGGGCCGAGGAAAGGAAGCCGUCAUUGAUUUCAAACCUGGAUCCAAGCUGGUGGUGGCCAAAGCCAAGAAUGGACACCUGUCAGUGAUGGCCCCACCUCUUAAAUCCCGAUGACAAGGUCCAGCAACUCAUCACAGGAGCGAAGCAGCAGCCAAAAGCCGUUUAGAUGAUUCUGAUAUAGCCAGAAAGUGAUGAGCCUAUCAAAGUCUGCUUCUUCCUGUUUUAGCCAAUCCCGACAAAGCUCCUCCCAUACCAGUGACUUCAGCAUUUCAGAAAUAAACAUCCACAGUGUUUCUGUCUAAUAGGGGGUGAUUUAAAUACCUGUUUUAUGAAAUCUUCUUCUGGAAGAUACCUAGGUGCAUUUGGACUAGUUCUGUGAUGAGCUUUGCUCCUAGGGGAACAUGAUGGAGAAAUACAGUAGAUGGAUCACCUCUGGGUUUGGGCUGAGAGGGAAAUCUUUGCAGUUCCCUGUAGUCUAGUAUUCUAUUACUUGGUGAAUACAUCACAUGAUGGAUUUUUGUAAACAGAGGUGGUCGUCCCCUUGUGAGAGUGAUGAUGUACAGCGUGUACAAGCACCGAUCCUUCUAAUGCAGGUCUGGGUGCCAUGUGUCAGACUUCAGCUCAGAGUGUAAAUAUGGACUCACACGUGUGACUUGCAUUUGCACCUGCUUGUUGUGCGACUGUCCUUCUUCAGAGAAAAACAUGUUUCAAGUCAAGCAGUAAUUAAGAGAAAACGUCUUAAUGGAACAUUCAAAUUGAGCCAGAGAAACCGGCAGUUACACUCAUCAGUCCAGCAUUGCUACUGCACUUCCUGUUGUCUGCAUGGGUGAGAUUGUUCUUCCAGGAGUUUGUGUUACACUUUGCCUAUAAGAUGAAUGAGUUAGUAUCUCAGUUAUCUGGUAUCUGCACAGAAAUAUACCUGUUUGCUAAUCAUCAAUCAGCGAACCUUUCUGAAAGUGAUUUAAGAAAGUGUACUGUAAUGUCAGAUAGUGUUAAAUGAUUGUACGUUUGCUGGUUUAGAGAGAAGACUUGGAUACAGAAAGAGAGGGAGAGAGAUAAUUGCAAGAGUAAAAACAGUGGAAGAGAGAAAGACAGAAUGUUCCACUUGUCAUGUUAGAUUUAGCAAAGCCGAACACACACACGGCAGAAACUGCCCCUGUGUCAGUAACCCAGUAACCCAGUAACCCGACCUUAUCACUUACACAACUGUGUCAAUGACGCUUUUUAAGACUUACGUUUCUUUAGAAGUGUAAUCCACUUUAUGUCUAACCCACCAAUCAGAGAUAUGCAUGCAUGCACCAAUCAGAAAGCUGCACUUGUGCUUGCCUUCAGGUACACAUACAUCACAUAUGCAAUCUAAUGUACCACAGCCACUCCUAUGCGUUAAACAUGACCGUUUAUCCUUCUUCACUCUGAUGUACCAAAUUCAAUACAGGAGAGACGUCAUACUAAUCUGUAGAAAAUAAUCUGAAUAAUCCAUCAAAUCAAGAGCUUUAGGAUGAAUUAUCUAAAUAAAAUGGUAACAGUGAAAGAU
Molecule: messenger RNA, 4869 nt
Organism: Brienomyrus brachyistius
Lineage: Eukaryota; Metazoa; Chordata; Actinopteri; Osteoglossiformes; Mormyridae
Product: unconventional myosin-Ic-like
Exons: 31
Coding region: 219-3449 (1076 amino acids)
Biological process (GO): vesicle transport along actin filament; actin filament organization
Cellular component (GO): cytoplasm; myosin complex; microvillus
Molecular function (GO): actin filament binding; ATP binding; microfilament motor activity
Source: RefSeq, a predicted model, not a curated record